This is a messenger RNA of Fomitiporia mediterranea MF3/22, 459 nucleotides long. RefSeq lists its product as uncharacterized. The record is from RefSeq and is a predicted model, not a curated record. Bases 1 to 459 code for a protein of 152 amino acids. NCBI's taxonomy places the organism in Eukaryota, Fungi, Basidiomycota, Agaricomycetes, Hymenochaetales, Hymenochaetaceae. The transcript is spliced from 3 exons.
AUGGCACAGAAGUCUAGUAGUUUCUUUGGUUUCAACCGCAAAUCCACGAGCACUAGUUCUAGCAAGGAUAACAGCUCUACGGGGCACAGUUGGCAUAAGGGCUCCCAGGGCCUCGGAAAGUUACCAAAAGCCGAAUAUGACAAGUUGAAGACUGAGCUAAACACCCAUCGCCCUGGCCAAGGCUAUGAUCUGUAUUGGAGAAAGACGAAUGAUGGUGUAGAAGCUAUUGUUGCAAAUAGUGCUCCUGCGGGCGAAUAUCAACAAUCACAAGGGCAAGGUCUUGCAAGAGUAACGUUCAACAAGAGCGAUCUCGGCAAUAGAUCGAACUGGAGCGUUCUCAAGAGUGUUCAGCAGUAUGAUGAGGACGCAGAUUGGGAACACAAUAUGCAGAGGCGUGGCAGCGUCCAAAAUAACCAACCGAAAGAAAUGCCUGAGCUGGAUGAUCACGGCCUACUAUAG